This is a messenger RNA of Brassica napus (rape), 1478 nucleotides long. RefSeq names its product zinc finger CCCH domain-containing protein 36-like. The coding region runs from base 575 to 1285 and encodes 236 amino acids. Gene Ontology annotation, molecular function: metal ion binding; mRNA binding. The record is from RefSeq and is a predicted model, not a curated record. Lineage: Eukaryota; Viridiplantae; Streptophyta; Magnoliopsida; Brassicales; Brassicaceae. The transcript has 3 exons.
UGUAUGUUGUAAGAUUUGAAGAAGGAGCUAAGAAUGCAUUCAGAACAGCCGUAGGAGCUAAUCAUUUGUAAUAAACAAAGGAAGCCAAUAUGUGACUUACAGGAAACAGUUGUAGCCAUGGUGCUUGAUGAAUCCAAUCCAAAUCAUCUCAAAGUUGAGAAGAUGAUGAUGGUGAUGAGAUUCGACACCAGUUUGUUGGCGAUGAUUCCGUUGUAAUCCCCCCUAGGGAGGGAGAUUUGAAAGGUAUUCAGGUUCCAAAGUAGUAGUUGACAUAUCUUACCACACACACAAGAAGGGAUUAAGGUUAAGAUUAGCCCCCAGCAGUUUCAUCAUACCUGAGAGAGAAGGAGAAACGCCGUGGAGAUUGAAGGGAUGAUGAUGAUGAUGAUGCGAUUUGCUAUUCGUCGUCGGAGUUGAGAAGGGAAGACAGAGGAGAGGAGGAUUGGUUGGAUGUCGUCAAAUAAUAGAACACGCAGGAAGCGAUGUUGUUGACCCGUUUACCUUCCUUAGACAUAAUAAUACACUAAAGAAAGGGUUUCUAUUUCGGAUCUGUACUUCUUUUUUUUUUUUUGCCAUGGAUACUCUUAAGAGAGGACGGCCUGAAGCUAACUCCAACGGCGCCGGGUUUAAGAAGUCUAAGCAAGAGAUGGAAUCAACUGGUUUAGGAAGCAAAUCGAAGCCAUGCACUAAAUAUUUCAGCACUUCUGGCUGUCCUUUUGGAGAGAACUGCCAUUUCUCGCAUUAUGUCCCCGGAGGAUACAAUGCUGUAGCACAGCUGACAAACAUGGCUCCACCCAUGCCUCAAGUUUCAAGAAACAUGCAAGGGAGAUUCUCAGGGAGAGGAGACUCUGGUCCUGGCCACGUCUCUAGCUUUGGUGCCUCGGCCACUGCAAAAAUCAGCGUGGAUGCUUCAUUGGCAGGCGCAAUCAUUGGAAAAGGUGGAGUCAGUUCUAAACAGAUAUAUCGUCAAACUGGGGCGAAGUUAACGAUUCAAGAUCACGAGAGAGACCCCAACCUGAAGAACAUUGAGCUUGAAGGAACGUUUGAGCUGAUAAACGAGGCGAGCGUGAUGGUUAGAGAGCUUAUUGGGAGGCUUAACUCGGCAGCGAGGAGACCACCUGGUGGUGGUGGUGGUGGGGUUGGUUCUGAAGGGAAACCGCAUCCAGGGAGCAACUUCAAGACGAAGAUGUGUGAGAGAUUCUCUAAAGGAAGCUGUACGUUUGGUGAUAGAUGUCACUUUGCACACGGGGAAGCGGAGCUACGCAGGUCAGGAAUCUCCUCCUGAGUUAUUGUUGGAGUUAAGAGAAGUUUACUUGCAAAACAAGUCUCUUCUUCAUUGCUAGAGUCACGUCUUCACCUACAUACUUUUUUUUAUGUUGUUUUCUUUUGUUUAUGAGAAUACAAUGUUAGUUUCAUUGUCAUCGUAUGGUUUUUUUAGAAUUUAGUUUUUGUUAAAUCAAGUUUGGGAGGUUUCAUGA